AAAAUGAGAAUGGAAGUACUUGCAACAAAGAUUCAGUUGCCUGAGAUUUCUUUUAUCGCUAACAAUUUAAAGAAUUUCUCUGAAAGGAAAUGCUACACGACUAAGAAAAUCGAAAAUAGCUCAACAAAAAGCAUUGAGAAUUCAUUGAGACUGAAAUAUACAAAGCCCACUUCCCAAGCUAGAAAAAAUUCUUCAGACGCCUCUGAAAAAAACGUAUGUGUCACGAGAUUUCAAAGGAAAAUUCCAAUUGAGGAACCAAACUUUCAUUUUAAGUCUUCGGCAGGCCAUAACAGUUUAUCCAAGUUUAGACACCAAAUGAAAGAUAAGUUUAAAAAGAUACUAUCCAAGACUGCAGAAUCUGCUCCUACAAGUGCUCAGCCGUCGACGGUAUGUAUUUACAGCAGGAAUAAACUGAACAAUGCUCUGCAGAAUCUCUCUAUAACUAAUAAAAAUAAAAAUAAUGCAAAAGUUCCUAAAACUUCAGUACUAAAACUUCAGAAGUACGUUUCAAAAGAAAAGAAAAAUUCCACAGACCCGGAUAUUGAAAAGAUUGGUGGACUAGGAUCAUCAAAAGCUGCUUCCAGAAGGCCGCCUACAAUCAUCUGCUACAUCUGCGGUCGGCAAUUCGGGACUAAGUCCAUCGGCUUACACGAGCCUCACUGCCUGAAGAAAUGGCAGCUAGAAAAUGACAAAUUGCCCAAAAAUCUAAGGAGGCCACUACCCCAAAAGCCCGAAGUUAUAUUAAGAGGUGACGGCUCUUUCGACACAGCUGCCAUGUCAGAAGCUGCUUGGCAGAUGCAUCUGAAGCAACUCGUCCCUUGUGACAAUUGUGGCCGAACAUUUCUACCAGACAGAUUGGAAGUGCACCAGAGGGGUUGCCAUAUAGAUAAAAGGAAGAAUAAGACGAGAGGAUAAUGUCUCUUGUAAGAAGAUGAACAACGGUUGCCAAGAAAGCUGGGGAACUGCAGAGCUUAUUCUGGCAUUUUCUUUUGUUAAAAUAAUGUGUAAAACUGCGUUUCCUAUAU
This is a messenger RNA of Stegodyphus dumicola, 1025 nucleotides long. RefSeq lists its product as uncharacterized. Lineage: Eukaryota; Metazoa; Arthropoda; Arachnida; Araneae; Eresidae. The record is from RefSeq and is a predicted model, not a curated record.